Melitaea cinxia (Glanville fritillary) is the source of this 7281-nucleotide messenger RNA. RefSeq lists its product as uncharacterized. Gene Ontology annotation, molecular function: protein binding. The coding region runs from base 217 to 6906 and encodes 2229 amino acids. The record is from RefSeq and is a predicted model, not a curated record. The transcript has 13 exons. Lineage: Eukaryota; Metazoa; Arthropoda; Insecta; Lepidoptera; Nymphalidae.
UAUUCGAGUAUUUUCUGGAACAAUGACCUCGACUGUCAUAUAUUUCUGGACUAAAAAAAUAUUUAACAAGAUUGUUAUGCCGUCAAACGUUGUGAGGAUUACGAAGGUGGAUGGAUAAAAAGUCGAUUUUCGAUUGCAGUCAUAUGAAAUAAACCUUGGAGGCCGGGAGCUCUCCGUCGCGUCAUCUCGGGCUGGACCCAAGAUGCUAUUCACAGCAUGUCAGCGACAUCAGAAUAUGAACCUAAGGUCCGGCAUAGUUACGGGCCGGCCUCCUCCAGUGAAAAUAUCUAUGAGCGUGUGUUGGAUCACAAAUUAACAGAUACUAUGGAUAUAUCUAGUGUAAGGACCCCAGUAUUGAGGGCCGUUCCCAUUUCGCCUACGCAAGGUGACCCUGAGCCUGAUUCCACUAACCCUGAAAGCAUAAUUCAAGCUGUUCAUAAAGUUGACAAAGAUAUUGAAUAUCAUUUUAAGGAAAAGAGAUGUGAUGCAGAUAUGUCUGUUGAUUCUCUCUCAAGGAUUGUAAGAAUUGAAGAAACUUUAGAUAAUGUUGGCCGCUUAGCCUACCCUAUAAUUCAAGAUACAGAUGAUUCGGGAGAUGGAAAUUAUGUUGAAAAUGCUGCAACUCUUAUCCAAACCCCAUUAAAUACAGCAAUUGUUCAAAACGUUACAAAGCUUCCACAGAACUUUACAAUAAAUGUAGAUGCCGCUGUUGGUAAUAUUACUGCUAUACAGAAUGUGUCUCAGGAUUCUUCAGGCAACCAAACUCUUUGGCUACCGACAAUCCUAACUACUAGUACUGCUACGGACAGUAAAAGUGAAGAAGAUAGACAACCAGGUGUAUCACAGAUUAUUAUAACCAGUGAAAGCUAUGUAAAUGACACACAACAAACAGGUCGAAGAACAAACAUUAUCACUGAAACAAGUUACAUAAGUCGCCCUAAGACUUCCAAAGUUCAAAUUUUAAGUAACAUAUCUUUACCUAAAAAUUCAAAUUAUUCACAGCAGUACAUAGCUCAAAGUAAAGAAAUAAGUGCGCCUGUAUAUGGAACCCAAAAUCAUGUUUACAAGUUGAGUGCCAAUGUUGUGUCACAAAAACAUUUAAACAACGCUAUGUUAAGCACAAAGCCACCGAAGAGUCAGUCUCUUAUAGGCACUGCUUCACUAUCCCCAUCUGUUAUAAAUAGUAGUCCAGUUAAAAAUGUGCCAUAUAGUCACACUUAUUCAAAAAGCACAAAUUUAAAUAAGGUAAAUAAUGGUGCUAAUUUGAAUGCUAUGGUUGCUGCUUCAUCAGGUAGUACUCAAUGUCAUAUUCUGUCUAGAGUGGUCUCUGGACCAAAUAAAAUAUCGGUUCAUUCUGGACGAAAAUCCAUAAAUACAUUUAAAGGAUCGAAAAAUUCUCAAACAUCUAAUCAGAAGAAUCAAUCUAGAGCCAUUAAAAUAAUUCAGCAGGCUGGGACCACUCAUAAGUCUGAAAAUAAAGCUUGGCCUGUUACUAAUGUUACGUACAAAAGCCCAGCCUCCAGUUAUGGUGUAGAAUCUAAUACUUCAAAAGUUAUACAAAAAGUAGGCAGUCCUACACAAAAAACACAACAGCCCAUUUCGAAAAAUGAACGUCUUGUUCUACAAUCACCAUGUGGACCAGUGCUGCUAUCUACCUCUCCAAUUGGUACAAACUUGCCUAAAGGACCACAUUAUGUACAGUCUGGCUGCACACCCAACCUCAGAUAUGUACAAACGUAUGGACCGGACAACCAGCUCUCUACAGUCUCUCAAGUAUCAGCUAAUCAACAAUUAACUGCACAGAUAUUACAGUCUCUAUCUCAACCGAAGCUCAUGCUACAUCAGAGCCCCACCCCUAUUCAUCAAGUGAUGAACGUUAAUCAUUCAGUGGCUAAUAUUGAAGAACCGGUGGAAAUUAAGCUUGUGAAUCAAAAAAGAUACGUCUUCGGUGACAAAUCAACCCUUUUGACCGCGGAAGACAUAGUCGGUAUGGAGGAGAGACCGAAUCUAGCCGAGGAACUGCGCCGGUACCCACUCAGCACACUCGCGUUUCUAAUGCUGGAUCACACGUACGCCCUACCGGCCCAGAAGCAGCCCGCCGUCGGCAGCCCGACCGCGCCGACGACGACGUCGCCGAUCGUUCCGUCGCCGCCCGCGGUCCCCGCAACCCCCGCGCCCUCGAGCCCGGUCAAGACGUCACCGCUGGCGCCCGUCGCGCACGAGUCCCCACCGACAUCGGCCGCGCCGGUCGGGAGCUCGCCGAUAUCGUCGGCGGCCGCGCUCGCGCUCUCGUACAAGAGCGCGGCGCCGCCGGACGACGACACGGCGUCCGUGAUCUCGUCGCUGGAGGGCGAGCGGCCGCCGGCGCCGGGCGGUAGCGACACCGAGACGGCGCCGGAGGGCGAGGACGAGGGCAAGACGCGCUGCAUCUGCGAGUUCACGCACGACGACGGGUACAUGAUCUGCUGCGACCGCUGCGGCGAGUGGCAGCACGUGGACUGCAUGGGCGUGGACCGCGCCAACAUCCCCGACGCCUACAUGUGCGAGCUGUGCCAGCCGCGGCCCGUGGACCGGCGCCACGCGCGCGCCAUCCAGCAGCGCAAGCGCGCCGAGCUGAGCGCGCUGGCCGACGACAGCGACUCGGAGCCCGACGCGGCGCGCCCGGGCCGCCGCCGCCGCCGCCUGCUCACCGUCACCACCUACUCCGACACCAGCGGCGCGUGCGUCACCACCUACAACUCCACGCUGCCCGCGCUGCCCCCGCCGCCGCAGCCCACCCCGCCGCUCCCCAAGCGAGGCCCCAAGCGACCCAAGAAGACCGAGGUCCUGAGGAAAGGAAACAAACGAAAACUCACGGAGAAAAGAGUCAAACGGAAGAAGGACAUGUUGUUGAAUAGGAAUAAGUACAACUCUUCUCUAUCGAAUCAAUCGCAUUGGCGCGAUUUGUACGAGCUGGCGAUGACGAACCAUUAUAGUCCCGAGUUGCGGGCUAAAGUGAUGAAAUAUAGCAGUAAACUCGGUAGUACGCCGAACAUGGCUUCGGCGAUAACUGCGCACUUGUGCACGACCGUGCCGCACGCUGGGGGUAAAAUACUCAUAGCUACGAAAGAUCUUAAAGAAAAUACCCCAGUUAUCGAGUUGAGAGGGAAAUACAUGUUGUCAAAUCAGCAUAGACCACAAAUACAAAAUUCGGCUCGCGCUGGUAGUCAAAAACCCGGACCCUUCGUAUUUUUCUACAGAUUACCAAAAGAUAAUACGCAAAUAUGUAUCGACACGCGAACGUAUGGAAACGAAGCGAGAUUUGUUCGGCGCUCAUGUAAACCAAAUGCCGAAUUACAACAUUGUAUUGUUAAGGGUACUUUGCACGUCUAUUUAGUAACUACUAAUGAUAUUCCUUCUAACACAGAGAUUACAGUUGGACACGAUACGAACGGCGGCAAGCAACCGUGCGCAUGUGGUAAUCCUAAACAUUGCAAGGCAAACGGCUUAACUCCAAUUAUGCCUCGAAAGAGCUUAGAGUAUCCGCAAAGGGAAAAACGGAGUAGAAACAGAUGUUUUAGCUCAUCUUCUCCAGUAUCGCCACCUUUAGCGUCACUUAUAACAACACCUGUCAAAGACAUAUCGUCGCCCUUUAUAUCUAUCAAACAAGAAAAGAAAUCGCCUAUCAAGCACGAGUACCCGCCAACGUCGCCCGUCAAGGAGCCGUUACUUUCCUUAGAUUUUAAUGCACCUACUAAAGCCGUGGAGUUAAAGGAAGAAAAAGAAGAAAUGGAUCUCACAGCAAAAGAAGAAAUGAAACCAGAUUUAGAUGAACUGGACUUUGUUAAAAUAGAGCCCCCUAUGGAAAAUUUUGUAGACAAGAUAGAGCCGAAAGUAAAGCUUGAGAUAGAGGCCGAGCCGGAGAAAGAGCCCGAACCCGAAUCUGAGCCCGAACCGGAGCCAGAACCAGAACCGGAACCGGAACCAGAACCAGAACCGGAAACGGAACCGGAACAAGUAACUCCGAUUGAAAUGCCGGUAAAACAUGAAAUGAAUGAAAUUAACGUAAAACUGGAACCUCAAAUUAAGGAAGAAGUACUACCGCCUCCGGCGAUCUCCGACGAAAUAGAGAAAAAGUGUGAUGAGGACAUUCAAAAUAAAAUCGAAGAGAAGGUAAUUGAGCCUAAGGUAGAACAAGAGAGGCCAGUCACUCGCGAGCUGACGGCUCGGUCUGCCUGCCACGACAGGUCUUCGAGAUCCAGUCGGACGACGUGCGUCAACCAGGACUCGCUAGAUGACAAAACUGACGACUCUCAGGACAAGCUACCGACGACAGCUAGUAAAGAAAAAGAAAAACGUAAAAUGACCCGGGAGGAAAGAAAAAUGGAAGCGAUAAUGAAAGCAUUUGAAAGGAUGGAGAAAGCACAACAAAGAAAACAAGAAGUCAAAGAGAGACAGAAGCGUAGAGAGUCUGACCCGCAUCCCAGUAACAACGAGAAGGACGACGAAGAUGACAUUCAAUACAGUGCUAAAAAGCGGAAAAAGCGUAAAGGACGUGCUCGGACGGCGUCUCAGUCAAACAGACGACGAUUAAACUCAGCUGACAGUGACCUUGUGACGUCAGGCGACGAAGCCACGCCCUUGUCACCGCGAGCACCUUCGCAACCAGAACAAUCUUUAACUACGGCAGAUAAUGAAAGGCAUCAUGAAACCGUCAGUGAGGAUCUUGGGUUGAGUUCAGCAUGUUUGCUUGUUGAAGCUGCAGUGGGUUCUGUUGAAUCGGCAUUCAAAUUACCCAAGACCAAGAAGACGAUGGCUACCGAAUGGAUAGGAAGGUCGCCUGAACGUACCCCGUCGCCUUACACCUCGCCCUAUAGACCGCCAUUAAUGUCCGCUCCGUCAUUAGAAAGCCUCGUUAGAGUGGCUUCGACUAUGAUUGGUGACCUGAGUGGAAACCAGGAUUACCACGAAGAUCGUUCUUCACCUCCAAGGACGCCUGGGAGAGAGAGAAAUAGACCACCAAAGAAGGCUAAGAGGAUAACUAGAAGUACUCCGCCCGUAGAAGUAGCUGAGGUGAUCCCAGUCCAACACAGUGCAAAGAAACGUUGGCUGCGGCAAGCCAUCAGUGAAGAAAGUGAUACCCCUUCGGCUGAUGCAUUUGUUUCAGAGUCGCUGCCAAACGAAAUUUUGACACCUUUGAAGAAAAGACGAAUGGCGCGUGAGUCGUUAUCGUGUGAACAAAAUUCCAUUGUGCCUUGUAACGACGAGACUUCACCGGUAUUGACGUCCGAGGACUCCCCUGUGAAAGAGGACGCUCUGUCGCUAGCUCGACAGUACAAGCGAAAUAUUAUGGAAAUGUACAGUAGGGAUCGAACUCGAUCCGAUAGCGGGCAGGGCUCGGACGACCAGUGUAACAUUGACCACGACGUUCUCAACGUUAAUAUUAAAGGACCUCACGAUAGCGAGCACAUACGAAGGAUCAUCGGCGUACCCACUCCCGAGGAGGAGAUACCGCCGGAGAUAACAAAACCCGAGGACGUCGCCGUAAAUAACAAUAACUUAGAGCUAGAGCAAAAUAUGUAUAAUAAAGUAGUUCCCAUGGAAAUAGAUACGACGGUCAUAAUGCAAUCAAAACUAGAAUUGAACGAGAACAUACAGGAGAUCAAGGGGACGGAGAGUCCAAACGACAAGGUGCACAGCUCACAGUCGGCUGACACGAGCGGGAACUCCUCGCCGCAGCGAGACGACAUGGAUGACAUCCAGAAGAAGAUCCACUCCUUCCACACGGAGAACAUCCAAAUACUGAAGAGCCGCAACAAGAAACCGCCCAAGGAGAAGCGGAAGAAGGUCAACCUAAACUUCGACCUCAACAUGGUGGACGACCAGAUCAGCAUCCAGCUGCGAACCGAGGACGACGCCUCGCCCGAUCUCGGCGGGGAGCCCGACGACGUGGCGCCCGAGAACAUCCCGCUGCCGCCCGUCGAGAGCAUCCCGCUGCCGGCGCCCGAGAGCAUCCCGCUGCCCGCCGAGCCCGCGCCCCGCGCGCCCUCGCCCGCCACCAUCCCGCUGCCCGAGGAGCCCAUGCGCCCGGCCUGCGCCCCGCCGGCCCCCCUCGCGCCCCCGGCCCCGGCGGUGUCGCUCGCUCCCGUGUCGCCGCUGGCGCCGGCCGCUCUGCUCGCCCCCGUGGCGCCGCUAGUGUCCCUCGCUCCCCUCGCGCCCGUGGCUCCGCCGGCGGUUCUAGCGGAGCGUGAGCCGGCGGAGGCGGUCUUCUCGGCGCGAUUCGGCUCGUCGGGGCUGUUCUCGGGCGCAGAGGAGCUGCGCAGCGUGCGCGAGAUACUGUCGCGCGUGGAGGCGCACGGCGCGGGGGUGGGCGGCGUGGUAGCGGGGGCGGGCGCGUUGUCGGCUGGCCCGCUCCGCGCCACGCCCACUUUGUCUGCCACGCCAACUUUGUCUGCCACGCCCACUCUGUCUGCCACGCAAACUCUGUCUGCCACGCCCACCUUGUCCGCCACGCCCACACGCCGCGCGCCUGCGGACCCGCGCUUGCAACCCCCGCCACGCGACAAGCCAAAACCUGUACGCAGAAAGCUGUCCAUCAGCGAGUACCGGCUGCGGCAGGCGGGCGCGGGCGCGGAGGACGGCGCGGACGCGGGCGCGGGGGACGCGGCGCGCGCCGCCGCCUCGCUGUCGCCGCCCGCGCGCGCUCGCGAUCAAAAAUGCCCCAUAAAUUCUACGUGUUUCAACUAUGAGAUAAUCAGGACAAUAUGGUUGAUAUUAUUUUGCGUGUUCGACGCGCAGCCCACCGCGUCGGAGCGGCAGCGCGAGAACCUCAGCUCGCGCCUGCGCCGCGAGUUCGGCCUCGCGCUGCCCGACGACGACGACGCGCAGGCGGCCCCCGACAUGGGCGCCAAGCGCUGCGAUAGGUAGAGGCGCGCCCGCGUGUAGUACUAAUGACAAAAGUGACGAGGGCGACUGUUGUGAAACACUGACUUUGUGACCCGUCGCGUCUCGUUUAUUGUAUAUAUUUCAGUCUUCUUCCUUAUUUCCCAAGGUUUCUCUGCGAGUACAAAUUGUUUUUAUUUCCUACUGUAAAUAUUGUAUAUAGACAAAGUAAUAUCGAGGCGAUUCACGCGUAACGUAUGUAUAAUGAUAAAUGAAAGAAAAGAUUUUUUAUAUAUGUACAAUCUUUAUGUAUCUUAUUGAUAUUUUAUUUAUUACGGAGAGCAGAUUAGUAGCAGACGUCGGAUAAGAAUUUUGUACGCAUUAUAAUAUUGUAAGUAAAUUAUAGUUGUUUUUAUUGUU